AUGAUCUGGUCAGAGGUCAAGGAGAUCUGGGUGGAUGGCCCUAGAGAGUACGUGAAUCACUUAUGGAACGUGUUAGACUUCGGCAUGUUGUCUAUCUUCGUAGCAUCGUUCACCGCUCGGCUCAUGGCCUUCCUCAAGGCCUCCAAGGCCCAGCUGUACGUAGACCAGUUUGUGACCAACGAAGACAUCCGCAACGCGUCCCUACCUACUGAGGUUGCCUACUACACCUAUGCCAGGAAUAAGUGGCGUCCGUCGGACCCCCAGAUCAUCUCGGAGGGUCUGUAUGCCAUCGCUGUGGUGCUGAGUUUCUCCCGCAUCGCCUACAUCCUGCCAGCCAACGAGAGCUUCGGCCCGCUCCAGAUCUCCCUGGGCCGGACGGUGAAGGACAUCUUCAAGUUCAUGGUGAUCUUCAUCAUGGUGUUUGUGGCCUUCAUGAUCGGCAUGUUCAACCUCUACUCCCACUACCUGGGAGCCAAGUACAACCCUGCCUUCACCACGUGA
Oncorhynchus gorbuscha (pink salmon) is the source of this 501-nucleotide messenger RNA. RefSeq names its product short transient receptor potential channel 7-like. Gene Ontology annotation, cellular component: membrane; cation channel complex. The coding region runs from base 1 to 501 and encodes 166 amino acids. The transcript has 2 exons. The record is from RefSeq and is a predicted model, not a curated record. Gene Ontology annotation, molecular function: store-operated calcium channel activity; inositol 1,4,5 trisphosphate binding. Gene Ontology annotation, biological process: manganese ion transport; calcium ion transmembrane transport; regulation of cytosolic calcium ion concentration. NCBI's taxonomy places the organism in Eukaryota, Metazoa, Chordata, Actinopteri, Salmoniformes, Salmonidae.